CCCUGUUUUUGUUUUGUGUGCGACUACACGUAAGAAGGAAUGCGCGAAGUAAUAGUCAGAGAGAAAUUGUAGAAAAAUGGGAGGCGAGGAAAGAUUGGGUGUGACUACCGGCCAGCCAAAUCUUUACAAACAGGAUCUAUCGAAACUCGACGCCAGGAAAUUAACUACCUUGUCGCGUGAAGUGAUCAGUAGGCAAGCUACAAUCAAUAUUGGCACCAUCGAGCAUGUGGUACAUAGAAAAUCGACCGUAGUAAAAGCUAUUUCGAGAGUACAGCCAGUUCGUUUCAAGAAUGAAUUAGAAGAGAGCAUCACUAUCAAGCUUAAUGCAGCGGAUGGUUACAGUGGCGAAUUGGCAGAUAUAGCUGGUGACGUAGAUAGCAGAACGCCGAUCGUUUGCAAAAAACGACAUCUCUCCGCUGCUAGAGGUAUUGACAUAGCGUCAUGCGCCAUGCGGCCCAGACUCCUCAACACUGAGAACCACGACAACGAUAACAUGUCUCAACGACUGGACAUAAAGGCACUCUAUUUCUCGUCGUCAUCGUCAUCAUCGUUGUCCUCUUCCUCAACACGUUUGCGAGUACGGCGAAGAGUGAUCACGCAGCAAGCACUUGAGACGCUCGGCGGCGACAGCGGCUCUCGCAUGCGCAAGGAAAUCAACACGCGAGAUACGGGUAGCGAUGGCCGACAGUCGGACUAUGAAUCGUCGUCCGAUGGUAGAUUGUCCGUGCGAGAGUACGGCCUGACGAAGCCUGGAAAUGCAUUGGAGUUGAAAGAGGCGCGGGUGCUGUUACACGAUGUAAUGCGCAACGGCGAAUAUCGCAGAGAAACGGUAUCGACCGAUGAGCAGCACACGCGCAAACGAAUGAAGCUCUGGGAAGUGGAGAGAAUCAUACAGAAACACGUCCAGAACAACAAGCCGCUCUAUCUGAUCAAGUGGAAGAACUGGGACUCGAGGUACAACACGUGGGAGCCGCUGUGCAACCUCAUCAACUGCGAGGACAUGUUGCGGGAAUUCGAGGAGGAACGGCAGAAGCUGAUUGAUCUGUUCAAGGCAAAGACCAAUUUCUACCCGGAAAUAUGCGACGUCGAGCGUUUCUUAGCUGAGUUACGGUACAAGGGCAUGUCUAUCGACGACGCAUCCGUCAUCGUCGGCACCAAAGUGGACAAUAUUUAUAGCGAGAUCCGGCAUUAUCUCAAGAGCUCGCAUAAAACGCGGGAGGUGAAAAUCAAGCGUCAAAUCGUGUGUAUGUUGCUGGCGAAACUGCGAUGCGACCAGCUCGAGUCGCUGCAGGAGUGGGAGAACGAGAUGAACAGUAUCACGAAAGGCCGGCCGACAAUACGAGUGGAGAACCUAAUGGAUUUGGAGGGGGCGCCGCAGGACUUUUACUAUAUCGACAACUAUCUGCCGGGUACGGGUGUCACAAUACCGGACGAUCCACCAAUUGGCUGCGAAUGCGUAAACGUUUGUGAGACUGGUAAGUCCGGUUGCUGUUACGCGCAGAACGGCGCGACAUUGUUGCCGUACACGUCAACCUACCGGAUGCGCGUACCACCCGGUGUGCCUAUCUACGAAUGUAACAAGCGCUGCAUCUGCGAUAUAUUAACGUGCCCAAAUCGCGUGGUGCAGCGCGGUUCUGAUAUGCAGUUGUGUAUCUUCCGCACGGAUAACGGUCGCGGUUGGGGCGUGCGUACCUUGCGUGCCAUCAAGAAAGGCACCUUUGUCGCCCAAUAUGUGGGCGAGAUUAUCAGCAGCGAGGAAGCAGAGAGACGCGAUAGACAAUACGAUAUGACCGGUCGUACGUAUCUUUUUGAUCUCGAUUACAACGAGACUGAUGGUCAGUGUCCGUACACCGUGGACGCUGCUAUGUAUGGCAACGUGACGCACUUUAUCAAUCACUCGUGUGAUCCCAAUCUUGCGGUCUAUGCGGUUUGGAUCAAUUGUCUGGAUCCGAACUUGCCGAAUCUCGCGCUCUUUGCUAUCAAAGAUAUCAAGCAAAACGAAGAGCUCACUUUUGAUUAUACGUCCCAGAUGCAACGUGGCAAUGACAAGAUGCAGCAGCAGCCGUUCGACAAGAUAAAUGCUGAUGUCGAUGUAGAUGUCUCGAAAAACAAGACUCUGUGCAAGUGCGGUGCCGCGACUUGCCGGCGAUAUCUGUUUUAAACAAUGUUAAGCAUCUUACGCUGUAACACAUGUACACGCUUUACACUACUACCAUGAUGCAGGUAGACAUCUUGCGUAUAGUUUGUAUUUAUAAUUUAAUAAAAUUUAAUAAUUUAAUGAA
This is a messenger RNA of Ooceraea biroi (clonal raider ant), 2282 nucleotides long. RefSeq names its product Suppressor of variegation 3-9. Gene Ontology annotation, cellular component: nucleus. The record is from RefSeq and is a predicted model, not a curated record. Gene Ontology annotation, molecular function: protein binding; histone H3K9 methyltransferase activity; zinc ion binding. NCBI's taxonomy places the organism in Eukaryota, Metazoa, Arthropoda, Insecta, Hymenoptera, Formicidae.